GUCACUAUGACGCCGGCGGACGUGUCGCUCGCGCCGCGCUCGCCACCGAACUCUGUCCGCGAAUACUCUUAUCAUUUCAGCCACAGCCUCUGCUGAAAUUAAGUUUCCUUAUCCAAUGCCAGUUUAAAGACGGGAGUUUUACAAAAUAAGAACAAUAAACAGUUCUCUAUCUAUUUAUUCUUGUGUUUGCUGAAAUUUUGACUGAAAGUGAUGUCGUGAAUUUAAAAACAUAAAAAAAAUGCAUUUAAUCUUGAAUAACGCAUAUCAGAGAAGAUAAUGAAAAAUAAGUGGCGACUGACGAGAAACUAGACAUCGACAUUCAAGAUGUCAAGCGAAGGAGCAAAGGACGUCGCGUACUGCGUGCCGGGCGGGCAAGACUUUCAGAAAGUCUACAUUCAGUUCCACGGCUACAUUUCCCUCAUCAUCUGCUUACUUGGAUCUGCUGCGAACUCCGUGAACAUAGCCGUCCUCAGUCGGAAGGAAAUGACAUCCUCCACUAACUCCAUACUAACCGGUCUCGCUGUCGCCGACCUUCUAGUCAUGAUCGACUACAUUCCCUUCGCUCUACACAUCUAUAUCAAAAUCGGGUCUGAACACAACCGAAACACAUACGGGUGGGCUGUAUUCGUUUACUUUCAUUCAAUUUUCAGCCAAACCUUCCACACGAUCUCUAUCUGGCUGACGAUAACUCUCGCCGUCUGGAGAUUCAUCGCGAUAAAGUUUCCUCAGAAGAAUAGGACUUUGUGUAACAAAAGGAACACUAAUAUAGCAAUAGCGGUGGCUUACGUCGUUUGUCCAAUAUUAUGUCUUCCUAUAUAUUUUGCUAUGAACAUUCGUGAAACUGUGUUACCCCAAAAAAGUGAUAACUUGACGUGGAAUGAUACAGAAAUUGCGAAUGUUACCAACCGCGAGCCGGCGUACGCUCUGCAAAUGACUGACAAUGAAGAUUUGUUGACUGCCAUAUUUUGGAUAUACAGUGUAUUUAUAAAACUGAUUCCGUGUGUAGUGUUGUCUAUUUUAAGUGUUUUGUUAAUACUAAAAAUGAAAUCAAGUGACAGAAGAAGACAGAAGUUACUAAAGAAAUCAGCUAUAACAACACAUGAGGGCGAGAAGACCCGGCUGAACGAAGAAGGGCAGGGUAGGCGCGGUGGCGGAGGCAGGACCGACCGGACCACUCGCAUGCUGGUGGCGCUGCUGGGCCUCUUCCUGGCCACCGAGCUGCCGCAGGCCCUCUUUGGCCUUUUGACUGCCAUCGCGCCGCACCUCUUUGGUGUAUGCUAUUAUUCCUUUGGGGAGGUGAUGGACCUGAUGGCGCUGGUGGGAUCUGCGGUGAACUUCGUGCUGUACUGCAGCAUGAGCCGGCAGUUCCGCAGCACGUUCACGAGGCUGGCCUACAAGGUGCUGCCGCUGCCUCAGCCCGGAGCGCCCGCGGAGGCGGCCAUUCCGCUCAAAGCGUAGCGCUCGCCUAUACCGACCACGUCGGUUGCACAUCUAUAAGUAAAGAUUUCGGUAUUUGCAUUAUGAGAAAAUUUGAAGUGGCAAGCGUAUUUUAGAUAUGCUUAAUUUUGCAUUUCAACGUUAGAUUUUUAAGGAUAUUUAUUUACGGGUUUUAAAAUCCAUGAUCUUUUAUUUACUAAAUCAUGUAACACAUGUAACAUUUUUUCCUUAGGAUUUUAUAAUACUUGAAGUCUGUAUUUAUGUAUGCUAUAAUUUAUCACGUAACAUUCGAAAGUAUUGAUCUCGUUUUUCCAAAUGAAGCAAAAUAUUUUAGGGUGAUCACAAGCGCGCUUGGUUUGGAGCGGUUAACCGAAAAUUAAAAAUUCCGCUCCAUCUUGCCUAGAGCAUGCAAAUCAUUCAUCUUUAUUUUUCAAGCUCUGUUUUUACGCAUCCACGUAUUUUGGGCGUUUCAAUACCACAGUUAUGUUUUGUGUUGUUGUUGUCUAAAAGUACCUAGGUAAAUAUAUAUUCAAUAUUUAAUUAGUGUUAUCUCACAUAACAGAUAUCCAAGUGACGGUGUUAGUUGAUAUUGUACGCCCAUUGCUCAAUAUUCUUGAUUUUUUUGUGUUACAAAAUUGAUGCAGCACUUCAAAAUGGUCCAGUGAGUUCAACUUAUUCAUCGACUGAUUGUGACCACGUUAAGUAAAGUUCCAAUCCAACUUUAUUCGAGUUAUCGUAAUGUUAUCAAUUAAAUGAAUUAAAAGGUGCUUAAUAUUUAUUAAAAUAAAUGUUAAUGGUAACUUAGAUUUUAUUUUAAAAGUAACCAUGCGCGAACCAAUUGUUAAAAAUCUAGGUACAUACAUAUAUAGCAAAUGUCAGAAGUGGACGUUAGUUGUAAGUUUAGACUUGUAUAUUAAUAUACUUAGAUUUAUUUUACAUUUUAAUGUAAAUACAUGAAUUUAUAUAUUAACUAAGUAAGCCAGUUUUCUGCAGUAGACAAGAAUAUAUACAUAUAUAAUAUAUAUCUUUGAUCUAUCUGGAUUUAAUGUAUCUAAUACAUAAAUUCUAUAUAAGGGUAUUAUCGUUAGCAAUUUGGCAUUGUUUAGUGGAAAUAUCUAGAGUUUAUUUAAAAUUACACAAAGACAUCAAAAAUAAAUAAAGUAUCUACUUAUUCAAAUACAAUUUAGUUGUUAGGUAUGUGACAUGCUUUAUUGAUGUUCACGAAAAAAACGUGGAAGGCGUCAAUUUUCCAGACGCAAAUUGAUAUUGAGCGACGAAAACAUGAUAGCUCAGAAGAAAGACAUUGUGGUGUAGUAAAAUACUAGAAAUAAUGAGUCUAAAAAUUCUCCUAUUUUCCGAGUCGAAAUAGCAGAUAAAUUAUAAGUAGCCAUAGCAAUUGCCUCGUCAUAGGCCUCAUUAACGUCUUCUAAAAAUAUCGACGAAAUAUCUCGAGAUAUGAAUCAGAAGAAAUCUACUAUAUCGAUUCAAUAUGAUAAGAGAUACAUAGGUAAUCUUCCUUUCCCGCGCAACGAUAAAUACGUACAUUAUCGCUCUUCCACCGUGAGGAAAAAUAGUUUAAAAGUAUGUAUAUCUUUCUACCUACUUUUAACUACUAAAUACUAAUAACCCCAAAAAUAGACAUUCCUCAGAGAUAUGAGAUAAACUAAUUUCACGAGAGAGAAUGGCAUGCGUAAAUCUAUUUAGUUUGCUAUGGAGCGCCAGAACUAGCUACUUAUAACGCCAUCGAGACAAUAACAAAAUUAGUGGCGAUAUUGGCGGAAGUUUCCCGGGAACUGGGAAUCCGAUAUAUUGCCAGGGAACUUUCACUAUCGCUCGUUUCAAACUUGUAUUACAGUGCAUUACCGGUAAAGUAGAACCUGUGAAGAAAAUACGUGAGGAGCAAAUGUAAGUAUUUCAAUUAAUCAAGUUGGUUAUCAGGGUAGACAUAUUAGGAGAAGUUUGGACGUUACGUCGACCAUUUAUUAGUCUUCCGAGUUGUACUUACUUCGGAACUCGUGAUUUCAUGAAUCAUGGCAAAAUGCCGUACUUUGCUUUUUUAACUUCAAAGGUGUUGGUGCACCUUACUAUUAAGUUCAAUAUAAACAUAUGAAGAAUAAUUUCAGCAUAUAUUAAUCUAUCACCAAUAUUUCCAUUAUGAUUUAUAUUUAUACAGGGUUUGUUUUUAAACUAAACAAACAGUAAUGGCGAGCGGUUGGAGUGUAAUAGCUAUUCACAUGUGAAAUAAAUAAAGAUUAACAUAAAUCAAGCACUGCUCUCUGCACAUCGGACAGCGGCUAGAAUGAUAAUACAUAAAACAAUAUUACUUUACAGCGAGUGCGUACCGAAUGAAAAUGUAUUCCCAAUUUAUCUUUCCAGCUCCUAUUUUUUCGGUUUUAAUGGUGCUCCCAUAAUGAAAGGAAAUAUAAGAUAGGUUUUCGUUAACAAAACAUAUAAGUGUAUGAGAUAAAAAUAAAAUAAGUAUGUUUUUUCUACGAUGAAAAUUUACUACAUCAAAACGACUUAUUAUUAUUAUUUUUGAGUUUUUAUCAUUACCACGAGCUUUUCCCGUCGAUCGUGUAGAAAAUAUAUAAACAAUUGACACAACAGGACACAACUGUUUGACCGGCGCGUUUGCAACGGUUCGUAAGGUAGUCACUUGGUUGACGUUAAUAAUUACAAGUACCUAUGUUUGGUGGCCCAAAUUGUUUUUAUAUUAUAUGAUGUAUCAAUCUAAUCUAAUUUAUAUAUCUUUGGUUAAAUAGUGGUAAGAUAUAUGCUUAAGUCAUAUUUAUUUCUUUAGAAGCGAGCAGUAAUGAUUUCUUCUGUAAUAUAUAAACUACAGUGUUAUUUGAAGAAUGGCAUACAAUUUUGUAACUUUAUUACAUGUGCUACUUUAUUUAAGCCGGCCUAAACCGCACUUGGAUAAAAUGCUUAAAAUGUAUAUGUUUCAUAUGAAAUGCUGCUUCUAGAAAGAAAAACGUUAUUUGUUAUUACUUCAUCAGAGCGUCCAUGUUGGGAAAGGUUGAUAAAAUCAAAAGCUAACAAAGCAGAAAAUCUUAAUUAAACUGAUAAGUGCUAUUGAUAAAAAUCCAAAUUUGCCAUUUGAUAACGUUAAUAAUGACGUUAUUGGACAAAAAACCAGAUAAAAGUCCUUUUAUAUUAGAGUUAAUAAGCAAUCUCUGCAUUUAGACUUUAAUCAAAAAACAUGUUCAAUUCUUCAGAAUAAUCUAAGCAGAUGUAAUUUAACCCAAAAUUUGGUUUAAUACUUACAGUUAAACAGCAAGUAAAGAUUUUUGUAAAAUAAAAAUUGGAAAUUUCCACGGGAAUACAGCUAAGGCGUACCUACUGCCGGUUAUUUAUUAUUUUUUAUAAAUAUUACUUUCUGUGUUCAAAAACUAAAUCAAAAAUCAAUAUGCCUCUUGUCUAAAAAAAAAUAUAAAUUUUUUAUUAGAAAUGGCCUAUAAUUUUAUAAAAAUAAAAUUAUAGGCCAUUUCUAACCUUUCAAUGCGUGUCACCACAAAACGUGGUAUCGGUAAAACAAAGCUGUCGGAAUUUUCGAUAAAUUGCGCAUUUCAUUCAAUAAGUACCUGGAUUAUAUUGUCGCAUAUAACGGGGUAAUGACACUCGUUAGGGCUACUUUACCUAAGUAACUUGUGUCAUUUUUUAUAUGGCUACACUCAUUUUCUUAAACGUACGCGUAUUCGUUGAGAUACGAGAUAUCAUGGAAGGUUGACACUGUUUUUAUUACGUUAAGAUAUGAAUGCGUGCGUACAGAGGCAUCUUUUGGCUAAUUUAUAUUGUUGAAGUAGCUUUUAUGCGUAAAAUGUAUAAUCUAGCACUAUAAUAACAUAACCAAGAACAGCAUACAAUAUAGGUCUGCUGGUCUUGGUUAAAUAGAUAGAAUGUAGUUUGCUGUUCUUCGGGAAAACUUAUUUAUCAAUAGCCUCUGAUAAAUACAGAUUUACCAAAUAUUUGCUAAUUAAUAAUCAACAUUUCGUCAAAUUAUAUCAUGCAAACCUAUUUAUUUCUCUAGAUAAACAAAGGUGACUGGCAAAAUAACUUUCGAAAUAAAAGCCAUCAUGAAAUUAAUCUAACAAUUGUUUAGAAAUGUUCUCUCUCAGCGCUAGUCACGAUUCAUGAACAAUUUUAAAAGUGACAAUUGUGCUACUUAGGGUAGGUUGCACCGUCAACUUUGUCGCUAACUUUGAUGUGCGCAGAAAAACGUGCGCAGAAGUACGCCAUUCUAUCUAAAUGUCAGUGGUUCGCCGGUUAAAAUCAACGUCAUAUUUGACUGUGAAACUCACCGUUAGCAUCACCUGUCUUAACUUAUAAUAGACAUUUGAAGUUGAAGAAGUUGCUCGAAGGGCGUUCGUAACUUGAAGACUUACAUUAAGUUUAAAGCAUUAGUUAUUUUAACAAUUACUUUGUAAUAUCGUAUAUAAAAACAAUCUAGCCUAUGUAUUGUUCUCAUUUAGUUAGUACGUACAUAAGCAUUUUUUAAAGAAUAUAAUCCUUAAAGCAAGGUUCUGUGGCUCAGUGUUAGAUCAGUCGCCAGGUAUUGUUUGAUUUACACAUUUUAGGUCAUUAUGGUUUGUUGACAAAACGAAUGCUCCCAUCCAUUACAUUAAUAUGUUUCCUAAAUAAGUACAUUCAGUCUAGCUUGCAUAGACAUAUACAUUUAACUAGAUACAGCAUAAAUUUCUGUACUCGUAUGUAUAGAAAUAAUACUAUACUUAGUUAAGUAGGUGGGCCUAGAAUAACAAAUGUUUAUUUUCAAAAAUGUUUCAUAUAAUGCAUCCGCUGUGCAUGUGCUGUGAUAGACGCAGAACAAAGUAAUUAUCAUUAAAAAAGUACUAUCAAUUCAUGCGGUGCCUCCCUAAAAGAAUAAAUUUAUGUAUGUCUGCGAACCAGCCUGUCCGUGACUCAUUCGUUUUAACAAUUGGAAACGUGUAAAACAAAUUCCCGAAUCAUCACAAAACCAUUAAACGGGCGUCGCAAAGCCCUUUCCUGUAAUAACACCACAUUGAUAUUCUGUAAAAGCAAUGUGAAGCGAGUCCGUUGCUACACUGACCUGUUCCAUAAUUUAUGGGUACAAUGUAGAAUGGUUAAUAAAAUGUUUUUACAAAUUAUUAACAUUUUAGCUUUUAAAUUAUUACGUAAGUCAAAUUUUACUAACAGUUUCUUUGGCCACCUUCCCACUCCAUCAUAAAAAUAGCUUAUUAAAGUAUAAAACAGAAAAUAAACCAUAACGUAGGUAAUGACUAUUAAGGGAGCCAUUCGUUAUUAAAGCCGCAUUAUAUUGUCUUCAUGGCGCAUGAAUCACACAAAUUAAUACUUAUUAAGUAGUUACCUGCUGGAAUAAAGUAAAAUUGUUUUGUAUUCGUAGUGUUUAGGUAGGAACCAAAAUAUUCAACUAGAAUUACUUGAGUUCUUUAAUUUCUUCAUACAUGGGAAAUAUAAACUUUAUUAGUUAAUAGAGUAACGAAACGAUACGGGUUACCUCAGUUACCGGCUAGAACAUAUCAGAAUCUUACACUAUAUACCUACAUGCCGCACAUGCAUUUUAAAUACAUAUAUGUAUAACAAAGCCAUUGAAAUUAAAUGUUGUCUACGUUUGUAUAAACAAUUUCCCGUUUAGGUAUAGGUAGUAGGGCAUAAUUAGAAACUUUCCACUUUAAGUUGUUUUUGCCUCUUUAAGGAAAUUAAUUCACAAGAAUUCAAGACUUGUACACCAGCCCGGCAUGAGUCCAGGAAAUACAUGUUAAUUGGGGCUUUUCAAUUUUAAUACUCACCUAUUAAUUUUGUAUUAAGAUAAUUAAAAAUUCACUUAGCUACGAAUUUUAUUUAAUAAGAAUUCAAUUUGAUACAUGUUUUACGUAAGUGCUUUGCUAUUCUUGAAUUAAUUUCUAUUUGAUGUUAAAAAAGAACUUAGUAAACAAAUUCCGAUUGAGCAAGUUUGUGUAAGAAAUUAGUAUUUUAAUCUACACACGAAUUUUCAUGUGAUGAUAAAAGUAAUUUAUCAUCACAUGGAAAUUUCGGCAAAUCCUUGUAUUGUUCGUCUAUUACUGCACGACAUACAUUGUAUUUUACACAUUAAAAAUAAAUUUGUAAGCUCCCAAGUAGCAGUCAACACAAUAAAACAAACUUUUUGGGUGUCACAAUUACUUAACUAUAUUUGUAAGAUGUUAAGAAUGUUAUAUAUAUAUGGCAAUGCCAGACUCACACUAAUUUCGGCUAUAUUUCGACCUGUAAUAUGAUAUAGCCAAUUAAUAUACUUUUUCCCUAUGUCAAAUGGAGCUUGUAUGACAGUCAUGUGCUAUUUUGUGACUAUUUUGGUGUCACAAUACAUUUUAUUUAUACUUUAUGGAAAAGAAAAUAGUAAAUAUAAUAAGUUAAAUUACACAUGAAUUUUUGUUAUUGUACUGAAGAGUCAGUCAAGAGUUUCAUUUCAAACAAUAUAAUAUAACUGUUUAUCUAUUUUUAACUUCGAAUGACUAAUUUAAUGAAAUAAAUUAAUGAGUAAGUAAUGGGUAAUAGUAACAAUUAAAAAAGAUAUCUAAUUGUAUGUAAUGUAUUCGAGUAUGUUUCCUUUCUAAAAGUAGGCCUCGGUCCCAGAAGGUGGGUCAGCGUCGCAGUACCGACCAAUAAAAGCGAAGACGCCCGGAGUUGAUGCUCUCCAGCGUCACUGAUUGAUAGUUUGUUUGUUGUUUUAGAUAAAGAUAAAUGAAAGGAAAUAAGGGGACAUUUCCACAGCUGUAAGCCAAAAUAUAUAGGUCAACGCCUACAUCAAGUUAAUUGUAGAGUUUUAGUCAACUAAAUCAACUUGUAUAAAUUAUAAAUUUAAUUAUAUAACUUAUAUAUUUCCACUAAAAGCCAAAAUUUCGUGAGCCCGUAGGCAAAACAAUCAUGGAAUUGUAAAUGAUAAAUCCUUACCUGCUUAUUAAACUUUUAGAUUAAUUUCACCGGUUGUUGUCAAAGUAAGUAAAACGUUUUUAAACUUCAUGAUUAAGAAAUUAUUUGCAAAUAAAUUUUAAAAUACUUUGUUAACCCAUUUACUUUGGUUAUAAUGCAGGGUUACUUGUGAUACAGAAACAUUCUCGGAGAACUGGAAAGCAGACGUUAAUAAUAAAUAACAACGUUUAUCCUAUAAACUUAUAUCUUUACUUACAUACUUGACACUGUAGCGAAGUACAAAUUAUUUUCUCUUUCAAAUUGUUAUGAUUUGCAUUGAAACGGAUGGAACAAAUAAAAUCAUUAAAACUCGUAGAACAAACAUUGUUGUUUUUGAUGUGUUAUUUGCUUAUCAAAAUUUUUAUGUGGUUGACGAAUGACGAUAUAAUAUUAGAAUACUUGGAGAAUUUUUAACUUAUAAUCUGUACAUAGUAUUAAUGAAAGAGACGUAUAGUGAAAUGUCUUAGAGAAAUGUACAUAAGUAGUAAGUGUACUAAAUAUAGUUGUGGCUGUAUACUUGUUCAUUACACGAGUCAAAGCGCCAACAUCAGAGGCAGAUAGUGCUCACGCUUUUCUUCGGGCUCAUAUUUGUAUAUGUACAGUCAACCUUAUGUCAAGUUAAACAGGGUUGAUGUGCUGUUGACUGGACAUACAAAACUGCAAUUCGAAAAAUUUCAUGUAAUUGAUCGCAAAAACUUUUAACUUGUUUAAAAAAUCGUUUAAAGAGUGUGACCCACCCGAGUGCUCCGUUGCGUUGACGCAGCACGUUAUGAUCCGUUGUUUUCCAUAGGUUCUAACACUGACACAUACGCUGGAUGUAAAAACACUGGAGCACGACGGAACAAUCGGGUCGCACUCGAACUUGUUCUUGUAAGGAAAUUGUAUUUUAGUGAAAUAGGAAAAAUAUUGUGCAGGAUGCGGUUACGAUAUUAAUACGUCGAGUAUUUUAACUGGUUUUAAAUAUAUAAACUAUCUAGUUGUUACUGAUGACAUUGAAAACAUUCGGCAUUCUGUGACAGGUGUCUUGCCACAUCGAAAGUGCACAUCCAUAUAUUGUAUACUUCGACGAAACAUUUAAGGUGAGUUGCACCGUCAGAUUUGACGUUGAUUUUAUUCACGCGCUGCUUGCGUACUUGCAGAAAUAAUUGCGUACGUUGCGUUUUAUGCGCACGUUAAAAGUUAACGUCAGAGUUGACUCUGCAACCCACCUUUAGAUUCAGCUAAAUACCUAGAUAUCUACUUAUCUCUUAGGCUAUUAGGGCUUUGUAUGUAAUUACAUAACUCAUAAAAUAGCUGUGGUUAGUAAUCUAUCUAUUUGAUUAUUUUAUGAAUCGGGUUAAAAGAUAUUUGUUUAUCUAUUUCUUUUUAUAUUCCUUCUAUUUAUCUAAAGAGAGAACAUUCGGAAAAUAUAAUGAUUAAGUUAAAUAUGUACGCUAUCACCAUUUUAUUCAAGACUUGCACCGGAGUAAAUGCUCCGGAAAUCGAAUCAAUGAAUCAUAGUAAUGAAUGUAUCUAUUCAUUUUGUAAGAAUAUUAUUGAAUUUGCAUAUCUGUACAAUAUACUUAUAUAUGAUGUUUAUAAAAAAUAAUAAUAUAAGGUUAUACGCUAACGCCAAACUCAUACAGAUGUCGACGCGAAUAUACGAACAUCGCGUAGUUUAUAUGAGAGCAUUUUAUUUAACGCAAGAAUAAACCAGCAUGGAUCCAGGAAUGUAAGUUGAAUCCGCCAAAGAUUGGCAAACUGUUUGCCGAUAGUGUAUAGCCGGCAUAAUAGGUAGCAUUUGUAAUGAAUUGUUAUAAUAAGUAAUUCAUCACUAUAUAUAUUUUAUAAGUUGUUAUUUUUUUAAAUAGUUAAAUCCAAUCACUCGUCGCUGUGCUUUGUUAGUUUGAUUUUGAUUGAAAAGUUAAAUUAAAUGCUCUCUUUAAGAGCAUUUAAUUUAAGUUUUCAUUAACAUUCAUUGUCUAUAUGUUUGUUUACAAGUAUUGCGACCAUUGUAAAUAAAAUAUAAAGAAUAUUUUUGCUA
Molecule: messenger RNA, 10411 nt
Organism: Plodia interpunctella (Indianmeal moth)
Lineage: Eukaryota; Metazoa; Arthropoda; Insecta; Lepidoptera; Pyralidae
Gene: msR
Product: G-protein coupled receptor dmsr-1-like
Exons: 4
Coding region: 325-1458 (377 amino acids)
Biological process (GO): G protein-coupled receptor signaling pathway
Cellular component (GO): plasma membrane
Molecular function (GO): G protein-coupled peptide receptor activity
Source: RefSeq, a predicted model, not a curated record